GGAAUCGGUUAAGGUCACCGCCAUAGCUUCAAAGAUGCCGAGAAGUAUGGAUACAAGAUGUAAAUUACAAUCGAAUUCUACGUCUUCUUGUUUGAUAUAAAUGGUCAAAUCUGUUUUUAUAACCAACAUCAAUUCGAUUAAGAUAAAUUGGUGUGUUAAAGACCAACGGGGAUUGUUUGGUUGUUCAAAAACCUGUCUGUUUAUGUACUAGAUGCCAAACUCUGCUGAAUCAAGAUGGGGAAGCUACUUUCAAAGAUAUUUGGGAGCAAGGAGAUGAGAAUUUUGAUGUUAGGGUUAGAUGCAGCAGGAAAAACUACUAUACUUUACAAACUGAAGCUGGGCCAAUCCGUGACCACCAUACCAACUGUAGGAUUCAAUGUGGAGACAGUCACUUAUAAAAAUGUCAAAUUUAGUGUGUGGGAUGUAGGGGGGCAAGACAAGAUUCGGCCGCUGUGGCGACACUACUACACGGGAACACAGGGCCUUAUCUUUGUGGUGGACAGCGCGGACAGAGACAGAAUCGACGAAGCGCGACAGGAACUACACCGUAUAAUUAACGACAGAGAGAUGCGUGAUGCCAUCAUUCUUGUGUUUGCUAAUAAACAAGACUUACCAGAUUCAAUGAAACCUCACGAAAUUCAAGAGAAAUUAAGUUUAACAAGACUAAGAGACAGAAACUGGUAUGUUCAGCCAGCGUGUGCUACAUCGGGAGAUGGACUGUACGAAGGCUUGACGUGGUUAACGUCCAAUCACAAAUCUUGACCUGCUGAUCAUUCUUAAGUCUUUGUAUAACCUAUGUAUGCAUAAAUUGAUUCACUUUUUACAACUUGAGCAGUGUUAAAAUCUGCAAGAAAGACAAACAUUUAGUCAGAAAAUAUUGAAGAGGUCGCAGGAGCAUGGCCCCUGUUGACUUUAAAAUGGAGAUUCUGAGAGAUGACAGAGGACAGAAGAAAGAAUUUUAAGUGAUCAAUGGCAUAGGACUUUUACUGUUUCAACACAGAUCUGCAAAUAAACCAGCUUCCAGGCCACAGAGUAACCAAACACUGAUGCCCACAUAAUAGGGCAAAUCAAUUUUGUUUCAUUUGGUUUCAUAUUAUUGCUGAUUACUCUGCUGUUUUUCUAAACCUAAGUUCAUAAGUACUGUAUAUCCUACGAGGUACCAAGUAAUUCUUUGUGUUUUCCAAUUUUUUUUAAAAAAUAAAUCUUCUUGGUAUAAUCCAGAAAUUAAAGGUAGUAGAGUUACUAAUUAAUUUUCGCUGUAGUGUGAUUCUUGUGUAGUCUAAGUGAUCUAACUAUUAACCAGUAGGUAACUGACACAGGUGAGGCGUAUGUAUGCUCAUUGAUGUGUGUUUUAUGUUGGAGAAUUUUAGCUCUUGAGAUGAAAGCUGUUUUUACAAUCUUUUUUUCGACCUUUUAUAAUUGACAUCAAUCGUAGUCUGUUGUUGAGUUUAAAGAUUCAGCCAUUAUCAUUUUGCUUUCCUUGUAUUUUUCCCCCUAUUUUUUUUUUCAUGACCUCUUUCUCUAUUCUGUGGUGCUUUUUUGUAAUACAUUGUAUAUUGCUUUGUGUCGUUAACAGAUUUAUGUCAUGAAGCUUCAUGUAGUCAGACUGUUUUGCCUAUAAUCAGCUCACUAACAGAUUUGUAUGGGACUAUUUGUGCUUGUUCUUAUAAUGAAUGAUUGUAUUUUUAUUUUGGAUAUUAGAAUUAGCGGUGAACAUUAUUUAUGUAAAUUGCAUGUAUUCACAAGAGAAAGAAAUUGUUUUAUCAGUGACUGCAUUUUUCAUUAUAUGGAGUAAAUGGAAAAUAUUGUAAUGUUUCCUGUUGAAUUUAGCUACCUUUGUAUGUUGAAAAUAUUUUUAUUAGUAUGAUUGUAAUUUUGAUGGUAAGAUUAUUGAAAACUUGUCUUAGCAAGCACUUCAGAGUAAUAUGCUUAAAUCGAAGCACCAAAUAUCCAUAGGAUUUGAAAGCCUGAUUUGUACAUUGUUCGUCGUAGAAGUGAACAUAAAAAGAUGCUCUUAUAACAACACAUUCCAAGCUGUGGUAAUUUAUUGGCUUUUUUCAUUUUAUAAAGUGGUUAUAUAUGGCUAGUAUCAGGUGGUCUAAAGCAAGACCUAGCUUGAGCUUAUCUGAACAAGCACUUUAUCACUAUAUGCAUUGUACACUUAACUACAAAUAGAUGAAUAUAUUACUUGAUGAACUUGGUAACUUUAGUUAUCUUGCAGAUGUUGGGUAGAAAUACUUACCACGCUUUACAAAUCCAAACAGAACUGUUUAAUUUUGAGUUGUGGAUGUACGUCAUUCGCGGGAGUUGUUGCUCUUUGUCCAUAUGCACACUACACGUUACGCUGGUAACGAGACUGGGACUGGGGAAUGCACUUGUCUGUGACUAAAGUACACGUGUGUGUGUGAAGCUUGUUGCUAAUCGUAUACUGAUAUAGCUCUCCGUCGUGCAAUAUUAACCUAGAUCAAAUAUGUUUGGCCAAAUUGAUAACUUGUGAAGAAAAAAAGUGUUCAUUCAAUAAAUGUACAAGCUGCAGGAAUCGGAAUCACGCUAACUCUACGAAAUUGUAAACAAAAAGAAAACAGUUGGAAAAUGAUAUCAUUAAGGUAUUUCCCCGUGUUGGUAGGUUGUAUUCUGACAUAUAAUUAUGUAUGGAUGAAGGAUGUAAAGUUGAAUUUGACAUUUACUAAUAUUUCUUUUCCUGAAACUGUGAACAUGCUGUUUUGUAUUCUCUAUGUCUGGUGAAUGAUUUGACAUUUUUUGUUGCUUUCAUGCUGUGUACGAAAUAUGCCCCUAUAAUACCCUUGUUCAGUUACUGUCAAAUUUUGUUUAAAAUUAACUGCUAUUUAAUUCAAAUGCAAAAUUGUCUGGAAGUGGUUCAUUUGCUACAGAUGUUGAUGAUUUUAUACCAGACAAUAAAACAUUGUUACUCUA
Magallana angulata is the source of this 2934-nucleotide messenger RNA. Its product is annotated as ADP-ribosylation factor 6. Gene Ontology annotation, molecular function: GTP binding; GTPase activity. The record is from RefSeq and is a predicted model, not a curated record. NCBI's taxonomy places the organism in Eukaryota, Metazoa, Mollusca, Bivalvia, Ostreida, Ostreidae. Gene Ontology annotation, biological process: vesicle-mediated transport; intracellular protein transport. The transcript is spliced from 5 exons. Gene Ontology annotation, cellular component: cytoplasm. The coding region runs from base 235 to 762 and encodes 175 amino acids.